Ilex paraguariensis (yerba mate) is the source of this 2076-nucleotide messenger RNA. NCBI's taxonomy places the organism in Eukaryota, Viridiplantae, Streptophyta, Magnoliopsida, Aquifoliales, Aquifoliaceae. The record is from the annotation of a GenBank genome assembly.
UCUCUCUCUCUCUCUCUGGCCUUUUAUGUACAGUAAAUAGCUGGUACCUGUACCGAGUGACCCUCUCUGGUCCGUCCUCCUCGUCUUGUCGCUUCAUCAACCCUUCUCUAAGCUCUCUCUCUAUCUCUCCCUAGUUAUUGGCCUCACACAUCCUUCGAGAAAGUAACCGACCAUAAUGCCGGACCCAAUGGACGAGGCCCACAAGGAUGAGAAAUGUGAUGUAUGUGGUGACAUUGGGGUUGUGGAUGCAAUUGCUACUUGUUCUCUGUGCAAAAUCAACUGUGAGCAUUGUUAUUGCAUGAGAACCUAUUAUGAGCAUGCCCCCUCAGGUUGGCAUUGUGAAGCAUGUACAUUGAACAAUAUGAGAAUUUCGCCACCAUCUGACAUCAAGGGGGACUUGCCUAUGGCUUCACUGUCAAAAUCCUCUAAAGCAGGUUAUGGUAAUGCAUUUUCUGCUGGUCUCGACAAACUUUCUAAUGAUUCAAGCAAAGGUUGCAUUGACUGGGAAAAGAAGGUUGAGAAAGGGAAAGUUAAAUAUCUCCCUGUUGAACUGGCCAUCAUGCUAUCUUCAGGAGCGAAGAAAUGUGAAUACCCUGAAAAGAAUAAACGGUGCUCAAGCCCUGGUUCAUCAAAAAUGAUGACGUCAAUGUUGGGCAUGGCUUCCAUGAAACUCAAAGCUAUCCCUCCAAAGUUAUUGUCGCCGAAGAUCAGAGCAAAUCCUAGUUUCGCACCUUCUGGAUUUUUGAGGCAUCCCGGAUGUGUCAAUUUCCAAACCAAUUCGAUGGUUCAGCCUCAAGUAAUGCAAUCACCAAAACAACUAGAAGGAAAAGAUGCAGUUGUAGCUCAUUCAAAGGCACACAUAUACAAAAAUCAGCCUGUGGAUACCCUAAAUCCUGCUGAAGAAAUUGAAACCAUCAAUACCAGAGUGCAUAAUUCAAUGAGUAAAGCGUCGCUUACAUCUUCGCCAUCCAGGAAUUGCCCACCUUUUCUUAUUUCAGGUGAUGAUGGUGUUUGCACUAAGGUGGAUAGAAGGACUUCUGAAUCUCCAAAUGGGAAUUUGAUGAAUAUUCAUUCUAAAGUCGAGAAAUUUCUUCCAAGUGAUCCUGCUCUAGAUGCCUCCUGGAAGGGAAGAUUCAAACUUACUGAUAAUCUCAAACAAGGGGAACUAAGUGAUGGAAUCCAGGCCCAUCCUCCUUCCAGAGUUCGUUGUAAGGUCUAUGAGUUCUCGAAGAAAAUGCCUGAAGUUCUUCAGUUUGAGCUGGUUCCACGUAUCAAUCUCUGGACAGAUUUAUUCCAGGAUGACUGUCCAGACAAAGAGGACAUAGGACUAUAUUUUUUCCCCAGUGGGAGAUAUGAGAGCUACAUCUCCCUCCUGGAGUUCUUGGGACAUCAAGAUUUAGUCAUGAGAAACAUCAUGAAUGAUGUCGAGCUGUUCGUACUCACAUCUAGACUUCUAGAUAUGGAUUCUCAAAGAUGGAAUGGGAAAUACUUCCUAUGGGGAGUGUUUCACCAUGUGAAAAAGGAUGAUGCUGUUGGCAUGGAUAAUAUGAAAUUCACGUUCUUAGUUCAUCCUUCAAAUGGUGUCCAUGGCAGUCAUGUUGAAGGGGAUGAGUCGGAUGACAGUCAGGUGAUUGACAUGGAAAUUGACAUGCUAGGUGGUGAAAAUGUGGGACCAGUUGAUAUCGCAAUUUCACAGAAGUCAUUGAAGAGGGGCAGUGAACAUCAUAAGGAAGAACCAGCUACUCCAAUCACCUCGGAUUCUACUCUUCAACGGGCUACACUAGAUGUUGGAAUGGAGUCAUGCAGUGACAUUCCUCCAGGUUUCGAAAGUGUUUGGCAGAGAGUUGGGAUAACCAGCUAGACACACUAUCAGGGAUGAAACCACUUAUGGUUUGGGGAAGCUGCCAGCACAGCAAAGGAGGACCAGAAGUUCUUAGCCUCAAUUUCAUACUGAAUUGCAACAUGUACAGGUUUACAAUAAUUGUUAACUGCAAUGUACAGAUGAAGCCUUGAUGUGCAGAUAGCAAGUGCCCCAUGUGCCACUAACACUGUUCUUUCACACUAUACUUGUAGAUC